AUGAAUCCCAAAGAAUUACAAAGCUGUUUUUAUGAUUCUAGAGAGAUGAGAACUCACUACAGAGAUGUUACACUCCACGAGUCAAAAGUGGACAAUCAGAAGUGGACAACUCUGGAGCACAACGGAGUAAUUUUCCCUUCACCUUAUAAGCCACAUGGAGUUAAAAUGCUUUAUGAUGGGAAGCCAAUUGAUCUUUCUCCUGAUGAAGAGGAGGUUGCCACUUUAUUUGCAAAGAUGAAAAGUACAGCUUAUGCUACAAAAACAAUUUUUAUAGAAAACUUUUGGAGUGAUUGGAAGCAAGUUUUGGGGAAGAAACAUGUCAUCCAAAAGUUUGAACUUUGUGACUUUACCCCAAUUUGUCAAUGGCAUCUCAAAGAAGAAGAAAAGAAGAAACAAAUGAGCACAAAGGAAAAGAAGCAAUUGAAAGAAGAAAAGCUAAAAGAAGAGGAAAAAUACAUGUGGGCUAUUGUGGAUGGAGUGAAACAGAAGGUUGGCAAUUUCAGAGUUGAACCCCCUAGGUUUUUCUAUGGUCAAGGAGAGCAUCCAAAGAUGGGUAAAUUGAAGAAGUAUAUUAACCCAGAGGAUAUUACUGUUAACAUUGGGAAGGAUGCCCCCAUUCUAGAAUGUCCAAUUCCAGGCCACAAGUGGAAGGAGGUCAGGCAUGAUAGAACUAUCACAUGGUUGGCUUUUUGGUAUGAUUCAAUCAAUCUCAAGGAAUUCAAGUAUGUAAUUUUGGAUGCUAGUAGUUCUCGAAAAGGUCAGAGUGACUUGGAGAAGUAUGAGAAGGCAAGAAUGCUCAAGGAUUACAUAGGUAAUAUUCGAGAUUCAUACACACAAAACUUCAAAUCACAAAAUAUGAUUGAAAGAAAAAUUGUUGUUGCCACUUAUCUUAUUGAUAGGCUUUCUCUAAGGACUGGCAAUCAGAAGGAUGAUGAUGAGGCUGAUAUAGUUGGUUGUUGUACAUUGAAAGUGAUAAAUGUGAAAUUACUUCCUCCAAAUAUCCUACAGCUUGACUUUCUAGGGAAAGAUUCUAUCCGAUACUUAAAUAAGGUUGAGGUUGAUGAACAGGUCUAUAUUGCUAUCGAUCAUUUUAUAAAAGGUAUUCAUGCUUUAGAUGGCAAUUUUUUGUUUGACGAGCUGGAUCCAAAUAUACUCAAUGCUCAUCUCAAGAAAAUAAUGCCCGACCUCACAACAAAAGUCUUCAGAACAUAUAAUGCCACCAUCACAUUCAAGAAAUUGCUUCAAGAGACAACUAGUAGUGGUGCACUAGAAAAGAUUGUUGGCUACCAACAAGCAAACAAACAAGUUGCAAUUCUCUGUAACCAUCAGUGCUCUGAGUCAAAGUCACACAAUGCUCAAAUGGACAAGAUAUUGGAAAAAGUGACAACAUUUGUGGAUCUUGUAAAGGAGCUUGAAAUAGAUUUGAUCAGUGCAAAAAAAGGGAAACUACCACUAAAUUAUGUAGAAGGGAAGCCAAAGAGAAACUUAAAUUUUAUCAGAAUUAAAAAAAAAACUGCACAAACCAAGGCUAAAAUUGUUAAAAUGAAGCUAAGAAUGAGAAGAAAGGAUGAUUUUAGGAUUCUAGCAUUGGAAACAUCUAAGAAAAAUUACUUGGACCCAAGAAUCACAGUUACCUGGUGCAAGCGUCAUGACGUUCACAUAAAAAAGAUAUUUAGUAAAUCAUUGUUGGCCAAAUUUGAAUGGGCAAUAGGCGUAGAGAAAGAGUACAAAUUUUGA
Molecule: messenger RNA, 1737 nt
Organism: Cryptomeria japonica (Japanese cedar)
Lineage: Eukaryota; Viridiplantae; Streptophyta; Pinopsida; Cupressales; Cupressaceae
Product: DNA topoisomerase 1 alpha-like
Exons: 16
Coding region: 1-1737 (578 amino acids)
Biological process (GO): DNA replication; DNA topological change; chromosome segregation
Cellular component (GO): nucleolus; chromosome
Molecular function (GO): DNA binding; DNA topoisomerase type I (single strand cut, ATP-independent) activity
Source: RefSeq, a predicted model, not a curated record